CACCAAGAUAGCAGACAAACGCCAGCAUGAGAAGCGCAAAUAGUAGGAAAAGGAAGAUAACAAGCGCUUCCGACAUUUGCGUUGGCGGUAAGUGAAUGGGCACGGUUUCCGCAAAGCAAUGUUCACCAGAUCUUUGCAAUCCUGCGAAUGGAACACCCCGCAGGACAUGUGAUCGGAUGACCAAUUAUCGGACAUGAACCUGACACACGUCAAACUAGCCGUCUUUUGGUCUUUUGACACGUCCAGCCUAGCUUUUCUCUCCUCGCUUUCCAAUCAACAAGGGAUUAGCAUUGCUUACUUCAAAAAAGUCAAAGCCGCUCUUCGGACAUCUCUUAACGCUUCUCUCGCUUGCCCGCGCGUUCUCCGGUCCAGCUACGAAAUUCUCCAUUCGAUCUAUACAAGCAACUCUUUACAGAUCGGAUCACUGUCGUGCUCAACAGGCAUGCUUUCCGUCUUCCUUCAGCCGGUUCUUCCCGCCAGGGAGCGCGUCUACCAACAAAUAGUCAAAAGUGCUCCUUACGGUCUCCGUCUUCUCCAGACUAGUGCUGUUCGUUCGACCGGCACUGCUCCCUCUCCGGUUACAUUGGCAAAGAGGAAGCUGAAAGCUCUUCCUAAGCCGUCGGUUACCCCUCCCAAAAAGCCAAUUCCCGCGUACUUUCUCUUUUCAAGCGCUCAAAUCCAAACACUCUCCAAAGACCCUGCCUUUGCCAACAAGGAUUAUCGCGCCAAGUUGACCGCCAUUAGCAGAGAGGUCUCUUCGAGGUGGGAACGCUUGCCGGAAUCCGAAAAGAAGCAAUAUCAUGCCCAGGCAGAAAAGGCGAAGGCUCAAUACGAGCGUGAUUACAAGAAUUAUCUUGACAAAAGAACGCCGACAGAUGUUCUUUUGGAAAAAAAGGCCUAUAGACUGAAGAAGUCCAUCAAACCAGACAGGGUGACCGCGAAGCCCGCACGGGAUGCAAAGGCUCCGAAGGCGCCCCUUACCUCGUUUGCCAGGUUCUUUAAGGAUGUGUACUCGAUGAGUCCUUCGAAGCAGGAGGAAGUGCUUGGUCGGAGCGCCGCUGGCCUACCUCCCCAUGAGGCCAGCAAAUUGGUUGCAGCUGCGUAUAAACGUUUGCCUGAGAGCGAGAAAAAGAAAUAUCAAACUGCGUAUGCCACCGAAGCGGAAGCAUACAAGAAGAAAAUAGCUGCCUAUAGGCAGUCCAAUGGAAUCGAUGCAGCUCGUGCUAACCUGGAAAAGGCCAUCCGAGCCAAUUCCGCAAAGAAGGUCCCAAAGAAAACGGUGGCGCUCCGUCCAGUAGUAAAGAAGACCAUUGCAAGGGCAAAGUCUGUACGUGGGAUUUUGGCCCCCAAGGGCAAGAAGGUUGCUACAAAAGCAGCUGCCACCGCGAAAUCUGUUGCAAAAAAAAUUCAAUCCAUCACGCGCAAGAUGACGGAAUGAAGGACUGAGAUGCAUAGCAGAAUAUGGGAACUGUCUAAUUCUGUGUUCCCUCUUGUGUAUAUGACCGAAGUAAAAGAAAUGUGUACACUGGUGCAAAAAUAAAGUGGAUAUCUCCAUACA
Molecule: messenger RNA, 1558 nt
Organism: Spizellomyces punctatus DAOM BR117
Lineage: Eukaryota; Fungi; Chytridiomycota; Chytridiomycetes; Spizellomycetales; Spizellomycetaceae
Exons: 5
Coding region: 194-1438 (414 amino acids)
Molecular function (GO): DNA binding, bending
Source: RefSeq, a predicted model, not a curated record